CUCCCACUCAUCUCACAGCAUUUGCACUCAAGAAACACACGCAAGAAAGUGGAUGGGCCCUCUACCUACAUGGGGAUCGAAAACUGGGACCUAAGACACACACAUGAUGUAUGUGAUGUGAUGGCAUUGAUUGCAUGGAAGAGGCACAUGCACAUGCAGAGCCAGGCAGCCGUCUCUCUCUUUGUGGGGUGGGUGGUGGUCUGGUCUGUUCGUGACCUGAUUUGCAGGUCAUCCCAGCUGCCAGGCCACACCCCACACACAACCAACGAAGACUGGCACUCAUACACACGUGUGCGCAUCGAUCACACAGCCAGCCUUUUGAAAACAGACACAGCCACGCAGCCACGCACCCCCCAGCGCGCCAUGCAUAGUGCAUAAAGGGUGGGUGGAACAAUGCUGACCUGACCCCUCUUCGUUCAACAAACCACCGCACACACACAGACACAGACACAGACCCAGACCCGGACACGGACACACAGACCUGCAUACGUAUACGUCACACGACGGCCCUCGACGAGACGCUUCGUGGUAUCUCUUGCUCCUCAAGCAGUGCGAGCAGUGUGGUGCCAGGGCCGUCCCUCGACUUGCGCUUGUUGAGGACGGGGCUGCUGGCCCCGCCAGGCGGCAGGACGACCUGUGUGGACGCUAUGUGUGUGUGGGCGGUGAUCUCAAAUAGACAGCUGUCGCCGUCAAACUCCAACUUGAUCGGCAGACCACAGUUGAGCAGCGCCUGCACAUGCAACACAUACAUAUUCACAGGCACACACAUGUCUACAGCCAACGUGUUAUGUGUGUGUACCUUCCCGCUGAUUUCGAUGGUAGGCUUGCCGAACUGGUAGACGGGCCGGUGGGGGUCCUCCGCAAACUGAACAGACGUUAUGCGCCUGGCAUACAGACACACAAAGGACAAAGGACAAAGGACAAAGGACAAAGCAAACAAAGUGCCUCUCCACCCGCCCCUAUUCAGACACGUGUGCACGCCCCACCCACCCAUCUACCUGAUGGUGGUGGGCACCAGCUCACUGACGGUAUACUUCUCAUCAGGGUCAAGACCACGCAACUAAAGGACACACACACACACACACACACACUCUGUGUCUGGGAAGGGCGUGUGUGAGGGGGCUCGCUUCACUCACUCACCCUGAGGCGUGGUAGGUAUCGUCCCGGGCUCUUCUUGAAGGAUAUGAAUGCGAAGACGAGUGCCUUGAGUCGGUCGGGGGUCACAAACAUCCACGCAGCCACACUGCUGGAGCUGUCGAAGGGGUUCCACAGCCGAUAGAAAUCUAUGGAGACCACAGAUGACAUGACACAGAGAGAGACACAUGACUUGACAUGUGCGGGCCCGGCCGCUGGCUGACGUACCUCCCUGGAAGAUGAUGGGCGCCAGCCUGGUCCUCAGCCGAUUCAUCGCCUUCAACUGCUCCUUCUGCCAUCCCAAACACACCACAUCACACACAUAGUCAUUAUGACACUCGCACAGCACAUGCCUUGUGCGUGCGUCGAUCCAUCCAUGGGAUGCGAUGCGAUCACAACUGACUGACCUCUACGGCACUGAUCUCUUUGGUGAGGUCGAGCUCGUACCCAAACGUGCCACACAAGGCAACCACAAAGCGGGUCUUGAGCGGCGUGUGACGAAACGUCUGGAGAGACAGACCAACACACAGAGCACACACACGCAUUCGGCCUCUCUCUCUCUUUAUCUCUCUCCCUGUCCGCUUUCAGGUGAGUGUUACAUUAGUUACCUGGUGGUUUGGCACGGUGGACACGUGUGAGCCGAUGGCUGAUAUGGGGUAAGCAAGGCUGGUGCCGUACUGGAUGCGGAUGCGCGAGAGUGCGUCGGUGUUGUCGCUGCACCAUAUCUGCGGGGAGUACUUGAGCAUCGCCACGUCGAACCGACCACCACCACCCGCACAGUUCUCGAUGAUGACGUGGGGGAACCGUGCACGCAGCAUCCGGAACACCUCAUACACGCCCAACACAUACCGGUGAAACACCUCACCCUGACAGAACAGAUAGAUCCAUGCAUUCAUUGACAGACAGACAGACCCCACACACGCAUUGUGUGUGGGUGGGGGUGGGUGGUAGGGUACCUACCUGUUUGGCGGGUGAAAGCUGCCUUGAGUAGACUUCGGUGAGGUGUCUGUUGCAGUCCCACUUGACGUACUCGAUGUUGGCGCUCAUCAGUAUCGCCUCCAGCUUCCGAUAGAUAUAGUCACGAACCUACCCACCCACACACACACACCACACACACAGAUGGGUGUGUGUGAGCGGGUGGAUGGCGCUGUGCUGUGCUGCCCCAAGCGUACGUACGUCUUUGCGCGUGAAGUCGAGCACGAGUUGGUUCCUCCCCUCUGACCGCGACUUGCCGGCCUGCCCCAGUGCCCACUCAGGUUUGGCCUCGUACAGUUUGCUCUGCACCGAUAUCAUCUCGGGCUCCACCCAGAUGCCGAACUUGAGACCCAAACCAUUCACCUCGUCCACCAACGCCUUCAGACCUAUGUAACACAAACCGACAAAGAGAGAAAGAGAGAGCAUUGAUGCGUCGGUUAUGUGUGGGUGGCGGACCUUUUGGGAGUUUCCUGAAGUCGACAUCCCAGUCGCCGAGUGAGGUGUACUCGUCGUCACGCCUGCCGAACCAGCCGUCGUCGACCACUAGCAGCUCCACGCCAAUCCUGACACACACACACACACACACACAUGGAUAUCUUCCAGUGUGGUGGUGUGUGGUGUGGUGUGGGUCUCACUGACUCUUUGGCUUCUUUGGCGAUCUGCAUGAUGUUGUCGUGCGUCUGCUGGAAGUAAAAGGCCUCCCUGUGUGACCGACCGAUGCAUCAUUCAUUCAGACACACACCUUGUGUCUGUCUGUCUUUCUGUCUGUAUGUGUGUGUGUGUGUGUGUGUUGUGUGUUGUGUGUGGCUGACCAUGUGUUGAGCAGUAUCGGGCAGACCCAGUUGCCCCUGAACUCCUGAGGGAUGACAUGUGUCCGAAUCAGCUUGUGCAGCUGCUGGCUCAUGUACGUCAGACCUACACAGAACAACACAACACCACACCACACCACACAAUCAGACACACAACACAACAUCCAUCCCAUUCAAUCUGUCCUGUCUCUGGUUGCCUGACCGUCGCUGGAGUAGGCCAUGAUGCAUUCAGGCGACUCGAGUGAGCCGCCGGACGCCAGUGACCAUGAGAAAUGGUCAGGGUUGAUGCCGAUGUUCAACCGCACCCUCCCCGUCUCGGUCUUCUCGACCUCUAUGCGGUGGUUGCCGCUGUACAUGAGGGCAAACCCAUAGACCUCGCCCCUGUCCUCUUCGGGCGGCGUGUCGCCCCUCGCUAUGACGGCGAACGGGUUGUGCUGGUGGCUCGACGUCCCCCGACGGCUGUCCACACCUCGGUAGCCCUCCACUAUCGGCUGAACAGUCACCUGCCUGAUACACACACACAGAGAAAGAGAGAGAGAGAGAGUGCGUGUGUCUUUGCCCGGCUGUGUGUCUGGUAUAGACACCUUUCGGCAGCCCAUUCCCCUGGGAGGUGCAGGAAGUGGUAUGCGUCUGACUCGAAGUCGACGGUGGCUGAGGCAAGUUUGAGCACCGUCACGCCGCCCGCACCACGGGGGGCCUUGUUGCGGAUAACGGUGCGGCGAACGAUGAUGUCGAAGUCCUGUCAGACAGAUGAUGGAUGGACCAUGAAUCGAUGCAUGGGCUGUGUUGUGUCUGUGGCGUGGGGCUGGAUUUGUGUUUCACCCACCCACUCACGCACUCACCUCAUACACUGUGUAGUGCAAAUCGACCUCGAGGUCAGUGAACGGGUCAGCCAGGGUCACGAUCAGCGUCGCCGCAUCCGUCUACACACACAUACACACGCCCCUCCAUCCAUCCAUCCAUCAGCGAACGGUCGCAUCUACCUACCUGCACGGAGAAUUCGUCUCCGACGAUGGGCAUUCCGCAUCCCAUGGGCACCACCCCCAGCAUCACACGGUGGGUCUUGUACAGCAUGGGCGAUAUGUGGCUCCCGUCAGCAUACAUGACCCGAAAACUGGGAAUGCGGUAAUCACCCGUACCUGCACACACACACACACACACACACACGCAGACACACACACACAGAGAGAGAGAGAGAGAGUCCCUGUGUGUCUGUGUCGGCCAGCCCAGGAGGAAUCACCAACCAUAAUCGGAAAACUCGAGCAACUUGGUGUUGCGUCCGACCCUCUCCAGCCCAGGAGGAAUCCGCGACAUGGAGGUCUGUUCCUCCCCCUGCUGCUUGACCGCCCCCGGCUCCCUGACCUCCCAGGCGUCCUUCUUGGCCGAGGCCGCCUUGAGCCGCGUGUCGGCGAUGUCGUUCAUGAGCUUGGCCACCGCCUCCUCAAAGAGCAAGGCGCGCUCGUCCUCUGUCAUGGGGAUGAAGGCCGUGGUGUUCAUCUGGGGCCCCUCGCCCUCGGCCAUCUCCCGCUCCCUUAGCAACCGCCGCUGCUUCAUCGCCAGCAGACGCCAACAGGCGUUCUCAAGACGGCUGAAUGAAUGAGUGAACGACAUACAUGGGGUGGACAGACAGAUAUCGGUGGAUGGAUCGGUGGAUGGAUGGUGUGCCGAGUCUGUGUGUCUGUGUGUCUGUGUGUGUGUGCGUGCGCGUGUGUAGGUACCUGGCUUCUUCAUUGUAGUGGUGCCUCUGCAUCAUGGUGGCGGCCUUCCAUGUGUUCCGGUUGCUGUCGCGCGAUUGACGCUGUGCAACAGACAGACAGACAGACAGACAGACAGGUACUCAUCCCUGGCUGUACAGUGCACUGACUGCAUCUGGGUGGGUGCGGUGACCGCACCUUGAGUAUGUCGGACACGACGAAUAUGUGCGGUUUGAAGGUCUCUGCCUUCUCCGGGAUGGGGUCGAAGGGCAGCGAUAUGUUGGUGUGCCGCAGGAAAUCCAAAUCAUCGUCGGGCUGCAGACGCACACCCCAAUACAGAUGCUCCAGCCACCUGCACCAACCGAUGAAUGCAUCACACACGCACACACACACGAGGCCACACACGAGUCCACGAUUUCGUGUGCAUGGUGUGGUGUUUGUCAUUGUGCACCCGUGUUCGUCGACUCUGAAUGAGUACUGGCAAGUGCGGCAGAGGAGGUCAAACCGCCGCUGCUGCGCAUUGAAAUGCACCGAACGAAACGACUGAAGCUGCGAACGACCCGGCCUGCAACCAACCAACCAAUCAACCAAUCAAUGAGCCAAUGAACCAAUCAAUUGAUGACACACACAGUCGGCGCAGCAAAGCGCAGCGCACAUCCACACGCGAAUGCAUCUUCUGACUGCUUAUGUGCACGGGUGUGUGUGAGAUGCAUGACUUGACUCACUGACCCGAGAGAACUGAAGCUGUUGCUUCUGUAUAAGGAGUUCGCAUUAUCGCCGCGAUGACCCAUCACGACAACAAAACAGCUCAGAUCUUGG
Messenger RNA from Vitrella brassicaformis, 5431 nucleotides. NCBI's taxonomy places the organism in Eukaryota, Vitrellaceae. The record is from the annotation of a GenBank genome assembly.